Molecule: messenger RNA, 678 nt
Organism: Cordyceps fumosorosea ARSEF 2679
Lineage: Eukaryota; Fungi; Ascomycota; Sordariomycetes; Hypocreales; Cordycipitaceae
Product: acetyltransferase
Exons: 3
Coding region: 1-678 (225 amino acids)
Molecular function (GO): acetyltransferase activity
Source: RefSeq, a predicted model, not a curated record
AUGUCAGCUACGUCAGCAGACGGCAAGCCAAUUGAUCCCAAGGAGAAUCUCCGGCGCAUGGCCGCUGGUGAGCUAUACUAUGCCUUUACGCCGGAUUUGAUUGCGGCCCGCAAUAGGGUCGAGGUUGCCUACAAGCGCUUCAACAGGGCAGAGGAUGCUUCUCGCCGAGAGCUGGCCGAACUUUGGAACGACGUUACCCAGGACAAGACCCCUCUGCCACCGGCGGCACCCACAGAAGAGGAAGACGAGGAGCUUCUCCAGGACCUUGCCUGGGUAGACCGACCCAUUGGAAAGAUUGACUACGGCUACAACAUCAAGCUCGGCAAGAACGUCUACAUCAACAGCAACAGCGUCUGGAUAGACACGUGCACCAUUUCCAUCGGGGACCGCGUCAUGGCCGGGCCCAACGUCAGCUUCUACUCGGGAACGCACCCGGUCGACUACCGCGUCCGGAACGGCACGCGCGGCCCGGAGAGCGGGGGGCCCAUCACCGUCGGCGACGACUGCUGGCUGGGCGGCAACGUGACGAUCCUGGCGGGCGUCACAAUCGGUCGCGGCAGCGUCAUCGGCGCCGGCAGCGUGGUCACAAAGGACGUCCCGCCCGAGUCAGUGGCGGUGGGAAACCCGGCGCGCGUCAUAAAAAAGGUCGACACGUCCAAACCUCCUCAGUAUCAGUAG